Molecule: messenger RNA, 875 nt
Organism: Benincasa hispida (wax gourd)
Lineage: Eukaryota; Viridiplantae; Streptophyta; Magnoliopsida; Cucurbitales; Cucurbitaceae
Product: remorin 1.4-like
Source: RefSeq, a predicted model, not a curated record
GGACCUUCUCUGUGUUCUCUUUCUCCAACAACUUCCUUCAGAAAAAGAGAGAAAUUUACAGAGAAGAGAACAGAAAGAAAAAAGAAAAAAAAAGGGUUUCCAUUGUUCUUCAUCAUCAUCAUUACAAAAUUCAGUUUGAAAAAGACAGACACCGUGGCUAAGCUGAAAGAAUACGUUAUGGCCGCCGCCGACGACUCUGAAGCUGAUCAACCACCGCCUCAAAACGACGUCGCUCCCCGUAACCCCAUUUCUCUUCCUCACAUGGCUCGUUUCUUCUCUAACAAAGACAAAAAUAAAAUGACAGAGAUUUCAGAUCCUGCUGAGAAAAGUGAUAUUGCAAAGGACAGAGAUAUUGCGUUGGCUCGGGUCGAAUGGGAGAAGAAGAUGGCAUUGAUAAAAGCAUGGGAGGAGAGUGAAAAGAUAAAAGCAGAGAACAAGGCAUACAAAAGGCUUUCUGCUGUUGAAUCUUGGGAGAAUACCAAAAAAGCCUCCAUAGAAGCACAGCUGAUGAAGAUAGAGGAAAAAAUGGAGAAGAAGAAAGCGGAGUAUGCCGAGCAAAUGAAGAAUAAAAUAGUUGGAAUUCAUAAGGAAGGUGAAGAGAAGAAAGCAACCAUCGAGGCAGAGCGAAAAGAACAGUGCCUCAAGGUCGAGGAAGCCGCAGCAAAAUAUCGUACUUCGGGGUUCAUCCCAAAGACUCUACUCAAGUGCUUCAGUGGUUAAAAGAUCAAAUUGCUAUCUCAGAUUUGAACUCUGAUUUUAGUCUUUGCUUGGUUUUGUUUUGAGUUAGCAGGAGAUGACACUCAAGUCUUCCUUUUUAUGUAUAAAGAUCGUAUCAGUUUGCUGUAUUUUACCCGUUGAUCACUUUUCUUAUGUCA